AUGAAUAAAAUAUGCUACAUCAUUCAUCGGUUACACCGGUGAGUGGAGCAGUGCAGCAUGAACGGUUUGACGGCGCCAUGUCGCGUCAGUUGGUUCGAAUAGUUCAGCAGACGCCAAAGUUGCGACACUCGGCACCUCGGCUCGGCCUGAGCCUGACCGGACUCUGCUCUGGCAUGCAAUAUGCGUUUGUCUCAUACGCAACUCGAUGCAUAAGCUGCGCCGGUACUCCUACGCGUUUUAUUGAUCACGCUCUCGACAUUAUCGUUUCGCACUUAUUAACAGUAUCGAUCGAUUUUUUAGCCUUUGAAGCAUCGUCGACACAGCGACCUCACAAGGCCACAGUUGAGUAA
Molecule: messenger RNA, 350 nt
Organism: Spodoptera littoralis (African cotton leafworm)
Lineage: Eukaryota; Metazoa; Arthropoda; Insecta; Lepidoptera; Noctuidae
Source: the annotation of a GenBank genome assembly